Molecule: messenger RNA, 1206 nt
Organism: Camelina sativa (false flax)
Lineage: Eukaryota; Viridiplantae; Streptophyta; Magnoliopsida; Brassicales; Brassicaceae
Source: RefSeq, a predicted model, not a curated record
AUGGCCCAUGUCUUUGUCUUUAACCGAUCAGUAAUAUGGGAAACUAGUGUUUUGUCUAAACAGUGGAGAUCUCUUUGGAAGGUGUUGCCAGAUCUCAAUUUUAAUUCUGGCAAUCACCAAACAUUUUCAGAGGAUGUUUGCAGAUCUUUGAUAUCACAUAAAGCUCCGGUUUUAGAUAGUCUGCAUGUGGAGGUUGCAGAUGAGAGUGAUGCUUCGGAUGUUGGGAUAUGGAUUGGAAUUGCUUUUGCACGCCACGUGCGCAAAUUGGUACUCAGUUUCCCAUUUCAAGUUGAAGGCUCAGUAAGAUUUCCGAGUGCUUUGUGUAGUUUCAAUUAUACACUAGAGAGCUUGACACUCAAGUAUUCAAUUCACCUAGACCUUCCUUCUCGGAUCUGUUUCAAGUCCCUUAGAGAGUUGCACCUUUACUAUACACUAUUCAAAGACGGAGAAUCUGUUUCAAAACUUUUAUGCGGCUGUCCUAGACUUGCAGAUUUGGUCUUGCAUCGGAUAAGAAAUUACGGUGUGGAAACUUUAACUAUUGCGGUGCCAUCAUUACAGAGACUAACCAUUGAAGAUGGUCACUUUGGAGGUGAUGGUGGCUAUGUGAUAAAUUCUCCUUCUUUGAAAUACUUGAACCUCAAUGGGUUCAAUAAGCUUGGAUUUUGUCUCGUUGAGAAUGCGCCAGAGCUGGUGGAGGCAAUAAUCACCAAAGUUUCUGUUAUAACCAAUGAGAACAUGCUGGAACCUCUAACUUCAGCCAAACGUCUUUCCUUAAGACUUAUCACCCUUAAGAUUAAGUUUCCUACUGGUAAAAUCUUCUAUCGGCUUCUAUCUUUGGAGCUGCAUACAAACAAAGAAGAGUGGUGUAAUCCUCUUUCGCUCAUGCUCGAUAGUUCUCCUAAAUUACAAAUCCUCAAGCUCAUUGACCCGUAUCAAUUCAGUGUAAAAGAUUGUCCAGUGGGUUGGGAGUGGAGUCAACGAAAAUGUGUACCUGAAUGUUUGUUGUUCCAUCUUGAGACUUUCUUGUGGACAAGAUACCAGUGGCAACGAGAAGAUGAGCAUGAAGUUGCCACAUACAUCCUUAAGAACGCAAGACGCUUGAAGAAAGCAUUUAUCUCCACUGUAGCCAUCAAUUCUAAAGAGCUCGAGAAGUUGGAAAAGCGACGUGAGAUGUUCAACCAGUUGGCUACUGAGGUCAGGGAUUAA